Messenger RNA from Hevea brasiliensis (rubber tree), 1076 nucleotides. RefSeq lists its product as uncharacterized. Lineage: Eukaryota; Viridiplantae; Streptophyta; Magnoliopsida; Malpighiales; Euphorbiaceae. The transcript has 3 exons. Gene Ontology annotation, cellular component: plasma membrane. Bases 142 to 789 code for a protein of 215 amino acids. The record is from RefSeq and is a predicted model, not a curated record.
GACACUAAGAUAUUGCCUCAUCAUAGAGAAUACACAACGAACCUUACCGUGUACACAAACAAACGAGUGUUUGGUUUAUUAAGCUGAGGGGCAGCGGAAGCGGAGCAUGACCGUGUCGGCAUAACACCGAACCGGCGAACCAUGACCUCAAACUCAAAACCCUUCUCCGUUCCGUAUACUUCUCUACCUUCCCACCCCGACCCGGUUCCCCAAAACGUCAUCGUUCUGUCUUGGUACCACCCACCUCCCAACCCAUCACUCGUCUUCCUCCGCCGCUGCAUCUUCUUCACUUUUGCCAUCUUCCUCCUUUCUGCUGCUGCUUUCUUUCUCUACCCCUCCGACCCUACUCUCCAAGUCGCCCGAAUUCGACUCAAUCACGUACGUGUUAACUCGCCCCCUAAACUCACUCUCGACCUCUCCUUCUCUCUUGUCAUCAGGAUUCGAAACAGAGACUUCUUUUCCUUAGACUAUAGUUCCCUCGAUGUUUCGGUUGGGUACAGAGGAAGAGAGCUGGGGCUUGUGCGUUCUCAGGGAGGGAAAAUUAGGGCGAGAGGAUACUCGUACGUGAAUGCCUUUCUUGAUUUGAAUGGUCUUGAGAUUAUACACGAUGUGUUUUACUUGAUUGAGGAUUUGGCUAGGGGUGUUAUUCCCUUUGAUACCAGUACCAAGGUCCAUGGAGAGCUUGGGCUCUUGUUUUUCAAAAUUCCCAUCAAGGCAAGAGUAUCAUGUGAAGUGUACGUGAAUACUGACAACCAGACUAUUGUCCGUCAAGACUGUUAUCCUGAGUGAUAUGGGGGCCAUCAUCAUUAACCUAGGACACUGGCAGAUUGUCUUGAAGUGGAAGGAGAUAUAGCUGGGUGCUGGAGGUAAAAAUUUUGAGGUUUCCGGUAGCCUUUUUAGUAACCAUACUAGUUUUUUUUUUUCCUCAAUAACUAUACUAGUUGGUCUAUCCUUUGAUUGGCUGUCCUAUCAGUGAAAAGGAUUCAUUUACCAGGGAAUUACAGUAUAUAUGAAUUUAAACCCAUCUUGUAUGAAACUUGUUGAAUUAUAUUCAUUUGGAGUUUGUUGCUUCUGUA